AUGGUCACAGAAAAUGGAAGCUCUCGACACCCCCCGUUCUUGGGUGAUUUAGAUCAACGAGAAGGGCGGCGAAAACCCUACCCCCCGCGGCCGGAUCCUUUGAUGAUUGAUCCUCGUGUGAUGCACAGCGUUCACCCGGCUCCAAUCUCGUCUCCACGCUCUCCGCGCGCCCACCCACCGCGGUCCCAUUCGCCACUCCCUCCGCCAGCAGUCCCCUCGACCCUUCACCGACCAGAUGGUCCACCGGGCGCUUUACGAGGCAGAGGGUUGAGUCAUGCUCCUCACUUCACGUCGUCAGCCGACCGCGCGCCUCCCGUUCGAUACUAUCAUGACGCCCGAGACGCGGAUAUGGACCGGCCCAAUCACCGUAAUGCGCCAUCCAAGAGGGGCGGCCUUCGAAUUUCCAUGUCGACUUCUCGGCUGCCAAACAGGCGGCCACGGCCGCGCAUGUCUCCUGAGCGUAAACAGGACUCCGGUGCUCGUGGCCUGCCUUUGCCGCGAUUCCCAACCCAGGGACCAGCCGAGACAGACGCACUCCGGACCAGUUUCAAUUCCACGGUCACUUCGCGAUCCAGUACUGAACAACAAUCCGGCACGGAACGGAGUAGCGUCAUGACCAAGGGCAGUUCGAUCACCGACCUUUCUCCUGAUACACCAGAUGCACCGUGCGAAAUAGACCAAGGCAUGAGCGUUGAAGACGCAAUCUCCAUGUACCUCGAUGGAUUCAGUGAUGUGGCAGAGGAACCACCAUCACCAACUUCACAGGCGGAACACGAAGACUUUCCGACGACGCUCGCUUCUGGGGUUGAUGUACUCGGUUCAGACCCUACGGAAUCUUUACCUCCGCGGACCGCUUCAUCCGACCAUGAAUCCACGAAUUCCUCUUUUACACAACCCGAGAUGCAACCAAAAGAAGAGGCGACUCUUCAAUCUACACAGCCUUCGACAAGCGAACCUUCGCCAGAGGUCGUCGCUCCGCCAGAAAUCACAUCUCCGCCGCUCACCCCACCUCUCCCGACCACUGCAGACGACUCUCCCUCACAAGACUUGACAUCUCCGCAGAAAACCCCAUUACCCUCACCUAGGAAUAAACAGCGAAAACCUUCGAAAAUUCUCAUUCCUGGCAAGGUGCCUCCACCGCUUGCGGCCGCCAAUUCCACCCGUGACGAAUAUGGGUUCCGGAAAGCGACGCAAUACGUGACACUCGACCAGUACGAAGCUUGGAAGUCAGUCUACGCCCAGUAUGCGUCGCAUCGGCGUAAUAAAUGGCUUGACAUGCUUCAAGAGCAUAGUCUCCCAACCUCCAAUCCCCAUGUUUUCCCUCUUCAAUCCUCCAAAGUCAAGAGAUUCGUCCGCAAAGGAAUACCGUCGGAGUUUCGAGGCGCUGCUUGGUUCUGGUAUGCUGGCGGCUACGAGCUCUUAAACCGGAACCCUGGCCGCUACAAACAACUCGUGGAAGAGGUCAUGUCGUCGCCUACGAAUGAUGAUAAAGAGCACAUUGAACGAGAUUUGCAUCGGACUUUCCCGGACAAUCUUCAUUUCAAACCCGAACAGCAAUCAGAUACCACCGGAUCUUCCAGUUCAAAUACCGUUACCGAGACGCAAAUGAUUCAAUCUCUGCGCCGAGUACUCUAUGCGUUUGCGCUUCACAACCCCAAGAUCGGCUAUACGCAAUCCCUCAACUUCAUCACCGGUAUGCUUCUUCUUUUCCUCCCGGAAGAGAAAGCGUUCUGGAUGCUCCACAUUAUCACCAGUGGGUAUCUGCCCGGCACUCACGAGGUGAGUCUUGAGGGUGCAAACAUUGAUCUGUGGAUCCUUAUGGUUUUGCUGCGAGAUUCCAUGCCCGCCAUCUAUGGAAAGGUUGCCAGCAUGGAUGGCUCGACCCCCACUCGUGGCAAAGCUCCCGCUCUGAAUGUGAACUCACGGCUUCCCGACAUCACUUUGGGCUUAACCAACUGGCUCAUGUCGGUCUUCAUCGGGACUUUGCCGCUCGAGACGACCUUGCGGGUAUGGGAUAUCUUCUUCUACGAGGGAUCCAAAACAUUCUUCCGUGUUUCAUUGGCCAUUUUCAAGGCCUGCGAGAGGGACAUCCUUGCUGUCUCCGAUCCAAUGGAAGUGUUUCAAGUGAUUCAAACCGUACCCAAGAGACUCUUGGACGCAAAUAGUCUUCUUGAAGAUUGUUUCGUGCGACGUCACCGCGUUGGCCAAGGCCGCAUUGAAGAGUUACGAGCUUCGCGACGAACAGCGGUCCGGCAAGAGAAGUUGCGACGUUCGGUUGCGUUCAGCAAAGGCCAGAUUCAGUCUGCGACUGAUAAUUUCCCGGAUAGCUCGCGGAAUCAAAGCCCCGAUCUUGAGAAUCGGGUCGCGAGCUCUUGGCGCAACCUCCGGCAGCACGCUUUUCAUCGGGAGCCCACUCAAUGA
Molecule: messenger RNA, 2421 nt
Organism: Penicillium oxalicum
Lineage: Eukaryota; Fungi; Ascomycota; Eurotiomycetes; Eurotiales; Aspergillaceae
Product: putative GTPase activating protein (Gyp3)
Exons: 1
Coding region: 1-2421 (806 amino acids)
Source: RefSeq, a predicted model, not a curated record